Molecule: messenger RNA, 2467 nt
Organism: Balearica regulorum gibbericeps (East African grey crowned-crane)
Lineage: Eukaryota; Metazoa; Chordata; Aves; Gruiformes; Gruidae
Source: RefSeq, a predicted model, not a curated record
CAUCCAGCCUUGCCCAGAUGUGAAAUACGGUAAACGUAUCCAUGUGCUGCCGAUUGAUGACACAGUAGAAGGGAUCACAGGGAAUCUGUUUGAGGUCUAUCUCAAGCCGUACUUCCUGGAAGCAUACAGACCCAUCAGGAAAGGUGACAUCUUCCUGGUGCGUGGAGGGAUGCGUGCGGUGGAGUUCAAAGUGGUGGAGACAGAUCCAAGUCCAUACUGCAUAGUGGCUCCGGACACGGUGAUCCAUUGUGAAGGAGAGCCCAUCAAACGAGAGGAUGAGGAGGAGUCACUGAAUGAAGUGGGCUAUGACGACAUUGGUGGCUGCCGGAAGCAGCUGGCUCAAAUCAAAGAGAUGGUGGAACUUCCCCUCCGACACCCUGCACUCUUCAAGGCCAUAGGGGUGAAGCCUCCACGUGGGAUCCUGCUGUAUGGUCCUCCUGGCACUGGUAAAACACUGAUUGCCCGAGCAGUGGCCAAUGAAACAGGGGCUUUCUUCUUUCUGAUCAACGGUCCUGAGAUCAUGAGCAAGCUGGCUGGUGAGUCAGAGAGCAACCUGAGGAAAGCCUUUGAAGAAGCAGAGAAGAAUGCUCCUGCCAUCAUCUUCAUUGAUGAACUGGAUGCCAUUGCUCCUAAGAGAGAGAAGACACAUGGAGAGGUGGAACGUCGCAUAGUGUCUCAGCUAUUGACUCUUAUGGACGGACUGAAACAGAGAGCGCAUGUGAUCGUUAUGGCAGCUACCAACAGACCUAACAGCAUUGACCCAGCACUCAGGAGAUUUGGUCGUUUUGACAGAGAGGUAGACAUCGGUAUCCCAGAUGCCACUGGGCGCCUGGAGAUCCUGCAGAUCCACACAAAAAAUAUGAAACUGGCUGACGAUGUGGAUCUGGAACAGGUGGCAAACGAGACCCAUGGCCAUGUUGGUGCUGACUUGGCUGCUCUUUGCUCAGAAGCUGCUCUUCAGGCUAUCAGAAAGAAGAUGGAUCUCAUAGACCUAGAAGAUGAAACCAUUGAUGCUGAAGUGAUGAACUCGCUGGCUGUGACCAUGGAUGACUUCAGGUGGGCUCUGAGCCAGAGCAACCCUUCUGCUCUUCGGGAGACUGUGGUGGAGGUGCCACAAGUUACUUGGGAAGAUAUUGGUGGUCUAGAAGAUGUAAAGAGAGAACUCCAGGAACUUGUACAGUAUCCUGUGGAGCACCCAGACAAGUUCCUCAAAUUUGGUAUGACCCCAUCAAAAGGGGUUCUGUUCUAUGGGCCACCUGGUUGUGGUAAGACGCUCCUGGCCAAAGCCAUUGCCAAUGAGUGCCAGGCAAACUUCAUUUCCAUCAAGGGGCCAGAACUGCUCACCAUGUGGUUUGGUGAGUCUGAAGCCAACGUGCGUGAGAUCUUUGACAAGGCCCGCCAAGCAGCUCCUUGUGUGCUCUUCUUUGAUGAGCUGGACUCCAUCGCAAAGGCUCGAGGUGGGAAUAUCGGCGAUGGUGGUGGUGCUGCAGACCGUGUCAUCAACCAGAUCCUGACAGAGAUGGACGGCAUGUCCACCAAGAAGAACGUCUUCAUCAUUGGUGCCACCAACAGGCCAGACAUCAUUGACCCAGCCAUCUUGCGCCCUGGCCGCCUGGAUCAACUCAUCUACAUCCCCCUGCCUGAUGAGAAGUCCCGGGUUGCUAUUCUUAAGGCCAACCUGAGGAAAUCACCAGUUGCCAAGGAUGUCGACCUGGAUUUCCUAGCUAAGAUGACCAAUGGCUUUUCGGGGGCCGACCUGACAGAAAUUUGCCAGCGUGCCUGCAAACUGGCCAUCCGCGAGUCUAUUGAGAGUGAGAUCAGGCGAGAACGUGAGAGGCAGACCAACCCUUCCGCCAUGGAAGUGGAGGAGGAUGACCCGGUUCCUGAGAUACGCAGGGAUCACUUUGAGGAGGCCAUGCGCUUUGCUCGUCGCUCUGUCAGUGACAACGACAUCAGGAAAUAUGAGAUGUUUGCACAGACUCUACAGCAGAGCCGUGGCUUUGGCAGCUUCAGGUUCCCAUCGGGUAAUCAGGGCGGUGCCGGUCCCAGCCAAGGCACAGGAGGUGGCAGCGGGGGCAACGUGUACAGCGAAGACAAUGAUGACGAUCUCUACGGUUAACUUGCUGUCCUCGGUGGACCAAACUCCAAAUCAGGCCACGUUGUACAGGGAAAAAUCCAAUGUUCAGUGGACUCUCGGCUUCUUCAUUCCUCAGUCAGAACAGUGUAGCUGCACGUCAGACUUUGUACAGGGAAUGUUUUUUGCAAACGCAAAUCCAGACCGUUUUUCAGUUGGGAGGCAGACAGUCAAUUAACAAGGAGGGGAACUGACUUAAUUUCUGAGAAAUUUCUGUUCUAGUUUUAUGUGGCAGAAUCAGCAGCUUUAGCAAAGGGUACAACGCUAGCCUGUAUUAAAAAAAAAAACCACACAAAAAUAAUAAAAAAAUAAUAAAAAUCCCACAAAACUCUA